AUCUGGCCCGUCCGCUCCUUGGAGGAGCUCCGAAAUUUCUGGGCCUUCAAAUCUCAAGACGGCAACUGGGCGCCGGUGCAGUCUCGACCAUUGCCGACACAGCUUUUUAUCCUCCCACACCAGCGACACCGAAUUCCCUCAGAGGCGCAAAGUACCGGACUGGAACGAUGUCGAAAGCACGGGCCGCCGCUGGCGGCGUGGAUCAGGUCGUCAAGAUCAUUGUCGGGGCAGGCCAAGCGAGUCCCAGUCCACCAGUCGGUCCGGCGCUGGGCAGCAAGGGUAUCAAGUCAAUGGACUUUUGCAAGGAGUUCAAUGCCAGAACACAGCACAUCAUUCCCGGCACCCCGCUGCCCGUCCGGGUAACCGUCAGGCCUGACAGGACAUUCCACUUCGAAAUCAGGACACCGCAAACGUCAUGGCUUCUCCUCAACGCCGCUGAGGCACCGAUAGGCAAGAAGGGCAAGAGGAAAGGGGCGAGCAACCCAGGGAAAGAAACAGUGGGAACCGUCAGCCUCAAGCAUGUCUACGAAAUCGCCAAGAUCAAACAGUCCGAGCUCCGGCUCUCGGGGCUGUCUUUGGAAGGUCUCUGCAGGUCCAUCAUCUACCAAGCUAAAUCGAUAGGCAUCGCUGUUGUGCCAUGACGCCUUGUCAGCGUCCGGUGCUGGGCAAGGAGUAUAUGGCGUUCCGGUUGUUUGCCAAGCGGUUUGGGCAGGGGCAUCGUCUGGCGGUGUGAGCAUCUGGGAGAUGGACCUGCCUCUCAUCUCUGUACACUACUAGAUCUGUACUAUAUCUGAAAGCGGAUGGGACGCGUCCGGACCAAUGUUUGAAUCUCUGGCAACUUGCGUUGCGCGAAACCUGUUUUUUCCACCCCCCAGUGAUAGCCCAGCUGGUUAUUCUCGUUGGAAUCACCCAAU
Molecule: messenger RNA, 914 nt
Organism: Thermothielavioides terrestris NRRL 8126
Lineage: Eukaryota; Fungi; Ascomycota; Sordariomycetes; Sordariales; Chaetomiaceae
Product: mitochondrial 54S ribosomal protein YmL19
Exons: 2
Coding region: 168-641 (157 amino acids)
Biological process (GO): translation
Cellular component (GO): mitochondrial large ribosomal subunit; ribosome
Molecular function (GO): structural constituent of ribosome; large ribosomal subunit rRNA binding
Source: RefSeq, a predicted model, not a curated record